Centruroides sculpturatus (bark scorpion) is the source of this 486-nucleotide messenger RNA. RefSeq names its product neurotrophin 1-like. Lineage: Eukaryota; Metazoa; Arthropoda; Arachnida; Scorpiones; Buthidae. The record is from RefSeq and is a predicted model, not a curated record. Gene Ontology annotation, biological process: innate immune response; central nervous system formation; regulation of Toll signaling pathway. Gene Ontology annotation, cellular component: extracellular region. The transcript has 3 exons. Gene Ontology annotation, molecular function: growth factor activity; Toll binding. Bases 1 to 486 code for a protein of 161 amino acids.
AUGACAGCGAGAAGAGCAAAGAAAAAAGAAAAAAAAAUCGUCAUUAAUUACUUCAAACCGAGGGUUGAUAUAGAGCAUGUUAUUAGCCGAUGUUCGAAUCUGUUAACUAAACUUUACGUGGAGGUUCCAGAAACUAAUGAUGAUAAAACACCCGAAACGAUCGAUUAUCAACUAGAUUUAAUAAAUAAAAGAACUAAAGAACGAAAGAAUUAUAAUCCAUGGUCGUGGAGUUCAUAUUCUGGUGAAAAUGGAAAACUUUGCGAAGUGGAUACAAAAUAUAUUAAACCGAGUUUAUCCAAAGAUGUUAAAGGAAAAUGGUACCUGAUCGUUCAAACUGAAAACUACAUUCAGAAAGUCCAUCUAGAGACAUGCAGAAACGUAGGCGAAUCUUGUAAAAAACUAGGUAACUGCGGUUUAAAAUCGAAAUGUGUACAGAAGUAUAGCUAUCAGUUAUUGAUAAGUAUCGAUCCUCAGAAGUUUNGAUAA